Molecule: messenger RNA, 2476 nt
Organism: Triticum aestivum (bread wheat)
Lineage: Eukaryota; Viridiplantae; Streptophyta; Magnoliopsida; Poales; Poaceae
Product: protein DETOXIFICATION 40
Exons: 8
Coding region: 289-1827 (512 amino acids)
Biological process (GO): xenobiotic detoxification by transmembrane export across the plasma membrane
Cellular component (GO): membrane
Molecular function (GO): antiporter activity; xenobiotic transmembrane transporter activity
Source: RefSeq, a predicted model, not a curated record
GGCUUAGCUGGUAGCUCCAGACCCUUGGCACGUCCCAGGCCCGUGGGAUGGCGCGCGCAUAAACUGGAUCGUGGCGAUCCUUUUUGGUUUCUGUGAUGCUGCGGUUGUGGAGUAGGAGAGAAGACAGAAAAGACGCGCGAAUUACGAGUUGGCGCCGGGUGAUUGCGUUUCCCCAUCCCCGUGUCUUCCUCUACCUCGUGCUCGCGUUGCGUUCAUAAGAGAGCGAGAGAGUGGAUCACUGCCGGAAACCAACGCUCUCCAUCCCCGCAGUUGCUCACAGCCGGCGCCAUGGACGCCGCGGAGAGCAACGACACCACCAAGCUGCAGACCCCGCUGCUGCUGCCGACACCGCCGCCGCCGAUGGCCGGCAGUGACGGCGGGGAGCGGCGGCUGGAGAGCAUCCUGGGCGACGGGUCGGCUCCGUGGGCGAGGAGGAUGUGCGCGGCGACGGCGGUGGAGCUGCCGAUGCUGGCGCGGCUGGCGGCGCCGGCCGUGCUGGUGUACAUGAUCAACUACCUCAUGUCCAUGUCGACGCAGAUCUUCGCCGGCCACCUCGGCACGCUCGAGCUCGCCGCCGCCUCCCUCGGCAACACCGGCGUCCAGAUGUUCGCCUACGGCCUCAUGCUUGGUAUGGGGAGCGCGGUGGAGACAUUGUGCGGGCAGGCAUACGGCGCGAGCAAAUUUGACAUGUUGGGCAUCUACAUGCAACGCUCCACAGUCUUGCUCAUGGCGACCGGCAUCCCGCUCGCCGCCCUCUACGCCUUCUCCCGGCCCAUCCUUAUCCUGCUCGGCGAGUCACCGGAGAUCGCCCGCGCCGCGGGCAUCUUCGUGUACGGCCUCAUCCCGCAGAUCUUCGCCUAUGCGGUCAACUUCCCCAUCCAGAAGUUCAUGCAGGCGCAAAGCAUCAUGGCCCCGAGCGCCUACAUCUCCGCCGUGACGCUCGUCGUCCACGUCGUCCUUAGCUACCUCGCCGUCUACAAGUUUGGUCUGGGGAUCUUGGGUGCCUCCCUCAUUCUUAGCGCCAGCUGGUGGAUCAUCGUCAUCGCGCAGUUCAUCUACGUUGUCACCAGCAGCCGGUGCCAGCUCACGUGGACUGGGUUCUCCGUGAGGGCCUUCUCUGGCCUGCCCCAGUUUUUUCGGUUGUCCAUUGCCUCCGCCGUCAUGCUCUGUCUCGAGGCUUGGUACUUCCAGAUACUCGUGCUCAUUGCUGGCCUCCUCAAGAACCCUGAAUUGUCGCUUGCAUCGCUCUCCAUCUGCAUGACCAUUUCAGGGUGGGCAAUCAUGAUUUCUUUUGGAUUCAACGCAGCAGCCAGCGUGAGGGUCAGCAAUGAGCUUGGAGCUGGAAACCCCAAGUCAGCAGCAUUCUCAGUGGUGGUAGGGACGAUGGUGUCCUUCACCUUGUCACUGAUAAUCUCGGUGGUCAUCCUGCUCUGUCGUGACUAUAUCAGUUACAUCUAUGCUGACGGGGAGGACGUGGCAGCGGAGGUGUCCAAGCUGACGCCGCUGCUGGCACUAACCGUCAUCCUCAAUGGUAUCCAACCCGUACUAUCAGGGAUGGCCGUGGGAUGCGGUUGGCAAGCGUUCGUCGCCUACGUUAACGUGGGAUGCUACUAUGUCGUCGGCGUCCCCUUGGGUUGCCUCCUUGGCUUCUACUUCGACCUCGGCGCGGCGGGCAUAUGGUGUGGUAUGAUUGGAGGUACUUUCAUGCAGACCGUCAUCCUAGUGUGGGUUACCAUCAGGACAAAUUGGGACAGCGAGGUGGCCGAAGCAAUGAAAAGAUUACACAAGUGGGAAGACAAGAAACCUCUAUUAGCUGUCGAGGAAUGAAAGAAGGAUUUAAAUAAGAAUUCCAGAGCUUCAUAAGCAGGAUUGGAAGGGAAUGAAGAAUCAGUGAGAUUUUUCAGAGGACAAAUGGAUUGGGGAUGUGCUCCUUGUAGCUAGGGGAUAAUUAAUACGUAUUGUUCAUUAUAAGGAUGCCACUGUAAUUGUUGUUCUUGGAGUGGAAAACCCACUAGUUGACAUUUUGUUGGGCUCUCCGUUUUAGCAGCAUUUAGCGGAGUGCAAUGAUAUCGUCCACAAGGCUGUGAAGAUGCAACUAACUUAGCAGCAUGAGUCAUUUAAGUGGGACCUUCAUACAGUUGGGGUUAUUCCUGUAUACUCCAUGUACUUUGCUUUAAUGGAUAUACGGGUCAAGAUUAAAUCUAAGUGAUUAUGGUGCCUUAAAUUACAUCUAAGCAUUAAGGUGUUCCUUAAGAACAACUUGUUUAAACGGGAAACACAAAGUAGCUUAUGUUAUGUAUAUGAAACUAUCAUCCAACGUCUUUUUUACUGUGGUUUGGCACGUAUUGUAUCAUGCGUUGUUUUUACUUGGCUUCUAAUAUCACCUCACCUUGUAUCAUUUCACAUAUUUUUUGCCUUGACAGCGGGAGGUAGAUAAAUCAUUGAGACAACUUAUUUUUUGUGUGGCAAUAGCGAU